GUGGGUACAGUUCAAAAGUCGUCCGGUAGGAAACGGUCGACUAAACAGUUCAGAUAAAUAACAAGUUUAUCGUUUUAACACGACUUUAAAAUCAUCUGCAGUGUUUCAGAUUUAAUUAUGUGCUAAAACUAUACCGACACUGUAAUAAAACAUAAAUAAGAGAAAGUAGUUUCCUCUCUUUUAGCUUUAUUAUCUUUGGACGUUUUAACAUGGCGGUGUCCUUGAGCAGCGUGAGGCUGCUGCAGAGCGCUUUAACCAGGUCCGGCUCAUUGUGCCGAUCCCUCCACGUCACUGCAGUGUGCUGCAAGAAUAAAGCAGCUCGUCCUCGAGUGGGGAAAGGAGACACUCCUUUGACCUACGAGGAAGCACUUCCACCUCAUUACAUUGCUCACCGCAAAGGAUGGCUGUCGCAGCACACCAGUAACCUCAAAGGGGAGGAGGGAGCAGCCGAACGGACCAUAGAGGACGUGUUCAUAAGGCGCUUCGUGUUCGGGACCUUCCACAGCUGCCUGGCCAACGAGAUCGUGAUCAAACGGCGCGGCAACAUGAUCGUAGUGUGUGCUUUAUUAAUACAGAAACUACCGCAGCAAAAGUUUUACUUCUUAAUCGGCUAUACGGAGACGAUGCUGUCGCACUUCUACAAAUGCCCCUUCAAGCUCGUUGUCCAGACCCUGGAUUAUAAAGUGGUGUACAAGUACCUGUGAAGCCAGUUAGAUUUCCCUUUCUGUCUCCAUUCCUGCUCACAGAGAUGCUGUUUUCUGCUUUCAGUUACCCCCAAAAUGGACAUUUAUUAAGAAAUGAAUCCUCAAAAUGAAAGGAGAUCAUAUGUGUGUCAUUGUAAAAUUAGGCCUGAAAUUGUUUAAUAAAUACAGUAAGAACACUGUUUAA
Molecule: messenger RNA, 888 nt
Organism: Morone saxatilis (striped sea-bass)
Lineage: Eukaryota; Metazoa; Chordata; Actinopteri; Moronidae
Gene: mrps24
Product: mitochondrial ribosomal protein S24
Exons: 4
Coding region: 210-704 (164 amino acids)
Biological process (GO): translation
Cellular component (GO): mitochondrion
Source: RefSeq, a predicted model, not a curated record